AUGGAGACAGUGAGUGAGGAGAGUGUGGUGGAAGGAAUGCACCGAGUGUAUUGUGAGGUCAUCCUCCAAGCUAUUGCUCGUCGUGAAGUGCUCUACUCAUUUGCCCACGACUGUUUUGUGGGGAUAUGCCCUCUGGAUGGGGAUACUCUAUUUGAUUUGGAGGAGUAUACGUCACCCACUGGUUGUCUGUCCAUAGCAGUAGUCAUAGAACUUGUGGCUUUGUCAUCUCUCAUUGGUGAACAAGGGAUUGUCCUGAUUGCCCAGAAAGUGUAUGCUCAUGUGGUGGAUCAGUUCAGAGAGUUGAUGGUAUAUAUCUACGGUGGUAGUCUUGGGGCCUGUAAGAAGACAAUUCGGUCAGCAGUGAUGUUUAUCGCCAUGCAGUCCGGUUAUGAGGUGAUAGAGGAAGCUGCUCUUUCUGCUCUUGUCGAACUGCUGAUUGUCUGUAAUUCUAUUUCUAUCACUAAGGAUAUGUGUGAGCUCACCAAGGAUGCACAUGACCUUUGCGAACACUCCAGUCGAACUCUCCUAGUGCCUCGAGACGUCCAACUGGCCUACACAGAACUGGGAGGGAACAUCGAAGACCUCAUCUCUUAUGGGGAAUGGGCCACAGCUGCUAACGGCAUUCCUCCAAAUGUGAUUUCGGUCACUCCGGAGAGACCUCUAUUGACUGAUAUUGGGGACAAGCAGCCUCUGCCUUCCCACCUCCCAGACCAUGUUAGACCAUUUCCCGAUCCCCACACUUAUUUGAGGACUCCGAGUGUGGCUGGGGAGUUCACCGACGAGCGAAAUCAGCGAAUCAAAUCCACGGAGGACAUUCGCUCUAUUUUUGGUGCUGUGGCCAGACUACGAGCUCAUGAAUCCACGUUUGUCGAACUGGGCAACACUGAUUUCCGCAGUUGUGGAUUGACUAUUACUUUUAGUUUUGUAUCCGAGAGGAGUGCAGUGCUACCUCCAUGGCUGCCACGAUGCAGAGUAUCAAGAUUCUGCUCAACCUCCCCCUUCUGA
Octopus sinensis (East Asian common octopus) is the source of this 1005-nucleotide messenger RNA. Its product is annotated as transcription initiation factor TFIID subunit 8-like. The record is from RefSeq and is a predicted model, not a curated record. Bases 1 to 1005 code for a protein of 334 amino acids. Gene Ontology annotation, biological process: transcription initiation at RNA polymerase II promoter. Gene Ontology annotation, cellular component: transcription factor TFIID complex. Gene Ontology annotation, molecular function: protein heterodimerization activity. Lineage: Eukaryota; Metazoa; Mollusca; Cephalopoda; Octopoda; Octopodidae. The transcript is spliced from 2 exons.